CCUCGGUCCAUGUGGAAUGUCGGGUCUGUAUGAUUUAAAAAUAGCCCCAUCUCAUCUUCAGCCUGACACGCUGCUCCAGUGAGUCUCAUAGUGGUGCGAGCAGCAGGAAUGUGAAGAUGGCUACAGAUCUGGGAGAGCUACUGGUCCCGUACAUGCCCACCAUUAAAGUACCGAGGACAGGAGACAGGGUUUUCAAGAGCGAAUGCGCUUUUUCUUUCGACUCUCCUGAAUCAGAAGGUGGUCUCUAUGUGUGUAUGAACUCGUUUCUGGGUUUUGGAAGAGAACAUGUGGAAAGACAUUUCCGUAAAACUGGACAGAGUGUUUACAUGCACUUAAAAAGGCAUGUGAAAGAGAAAGCCACAGGUGCUGCGGGGGGUGCCAUACCCAGAAGAAGGAAUGGAAAAGUGUUUUUAGAUUUAGAGCUUAACCGUGAUUUUAACGGCGAUGAGUAUGAGUAUGAAGAUGAAGCCAAGCUUGUCAUAUUUCCAGACCACUUUGAGAUCCCUUUACCAAAUAUUGAGGAGUUACCCGCACUGGUAACAAUAGCCUGUGAUGCUGUCCUCAAUGCUUCAUCUCCAUACAAAAAGCAAGAGUCUGAAUCUUGGGAAGAGGAGAUCCAAGUAUCAAAACAUGCCAGAAGUCUCAGACAGCAGGAUAAUGGGGUUCGAAUUCCUCCAAGUGGUUGGAAGUGUGCCAAGUGUGAAAUGAGAGAGAACCUGUGGCUGAACUUGACGGAUGGUUCUGUCCUCUGUGGGAAAUGGUUCUUUGAUGGGAGUGGAGGUAACGGACAUGCCCUUGACCACUACAAAGAAACCAACUUCCCCCUGGCCGUUAAACUCGACACAAUCACCCCAGAUGGAGCAGAUGUUUAUUCCUUUGAUGAAGAAGAAGCCGUGCUUGAUCCUCUUAUAUCAGAACAUUUAUUGCACUUCGGAAUAGAUAUGCUGCAGAUGCAAAGAACAGAAAACGGCCAUCACACAGACAACCACGUACAGCCACGUGUAAGUGACUGGGAAAUGGUUCAGGAGGCGGGGCUAAAGCUGAAGAAUGUGUACGGCCCAGGAUACACAGGCAUCAAAAACCUGGGCAACAGCUGCUACCUGAGCACCACUAUGCAAGUUCUGUUCAGUAUUCCAGAAUUUCAGAGAGCGUAUGUUGGGAAUCUACAAAGAAUAUUUGACUACUCACCUCUUGAUCCAACUCAGGACUUUAACACACAGAUGGCGAAACUAGGCCAUGGGCUUCUCUCAGGCCUUUACUCUAAACCUCCAAUGAAAUCAGAACUUAUUGAACAGGUGAUGAAAGAAGAACACAAGCAGCAGCAAAAGGGGAUUUCGCCUAAGAUGUUCAAAGCCUUGGUCAGUAAGGGACACCCAGAGUUCUCCUCCAACCGGCAACAAGAUGCUCACGAAUUCUUCCUGCACUUAAUUAACCUUGUGGAGAGGAACAGUGUUGGAUUUGAGAACCCCAGCGAUGUUUUUCGUUUCAUGGUGGAGGAGCGCGUGCAGUGCUGUCAGUCACAAAAGGUGCGAUACACACAGAGAGUGGACUACCUAAUGCAGCUUCCUGUACCUUUGGAGGCCGCCAGCAACAGAGAGGAGCUCAUAGCGUAUGAGAGUAAGCGGAAGGAAGCAGAGGAGAAUAUGCGGCCCCUUCCAGAGCCCGUAAGGGCCCGCAUUCCCUUCACCGCCUGUCUGCAAGCUUUCACUGAGCCUGAAAAUGUUCCAGACUUCUGGAGCUCUGCACUACAGGCCAAGUCAGCCGGAGUGAAGACCUCCCGUUUUGCAUCCUUCCCAGACUACAUGGUAUUACAAACGAAGAAGUUCACGUUUGGAGUAGACUGGGUGCCCAAAAAGUUAGACAUUUCUGUAGAUGUACCUGACUUUCUGGACUUGAAUCGUCUCCGGGGGACAGGGCUACAGCAAGGAGAAGAGGAGCUGCCUGACCUCACACCUCCCAUUGUCAUUCCUGAAGAUACAAGAGACAAUUCAAUAAACAACUCAUUGGAAUCUCCAGAAAUAGAUGAAUCAUCUGUAAUGCAAUUGGCAGAGAUGGGUUUCCCUAUGGAAGCAUGUCGAAAGGCAGUGUACUACACUGGGAAUAUGGGAGCAGAGAUGGCCUUUAACUGGAUUAUAGCACACAUGGAAGAACCAGAUUUUGCUGAGCCUCUGGCCAUUCCCUCUUACAUGGAACCAGACCUCCCCAGCCCCAGCCUUCCCGCCAUCAGCACACUAGACAACCAGCCUCCGGAAGAAAGCAUCGCCAUCCUCACCUCAAUGGGCUUCCCCAGACAUCACACCAUCCAGGCUCUCAAAGCCACAAACAACAAUUUGGAACGAGCACUUGAUUGGAUAUUCACCCAUCCGGACUGUGAGGAAGAAACUGAGGCCAUGUCAGACACACCGGAUACAGAGCCAAAUGAUAACAGCUUCUCAAACGCCAACGCCAACAGCGACUCCUUACUGACCCCAGAUCAGGAGCCUUCCAGUCCUCUUUUCAGAGAUGGACCCGGGCGUUAUGAGCUGUUUGCCUUCAUCAGUCAUAUGGGAGCAUCAACGAUGUCUGGCCAUUACGUCUGUCAUAUCAAAAAAGAGGGAAGAUGGCUGAUUUACAAUGACCACAAAGUGUGUUUGUCAGAGAAGCCUCCUAAAGACUUGGGCUACAUAUAUUUUUACCGGCGCCUGUCAAGCUUAUAGAUCUGGACCUUCAUAGUCUUUAUGCACAAGAGAGGUGUGGGAUACCACUUACAUUGCUGGAAACUAGGAAAGCAUUUACAUCUGUGAGAGACGGAGAGAGGACCUUCCAGUCCCUGCCAGGACCUGCACCUGCGCUCGUCACACGUGAAUGGUCAAGCAGGAAACCGAAUGUGUUUUGUUUAUUUGUUGGUUUUGUGUCUGCGUUAUUGGUACAGUGGGAUACGUGCAAUUUUAGGUAUGAAGAUUAUUUUCCUAAUAGAUUAUUUUCUCUUUUAAUACUUUGAGCUCCUAUGCCAGUAUUUUCAAAAACUUAAUUUUAAGGAAAUGUGUGCCUGCGGUACAAAGUGUAUUUACUGCCAUUUCAAAAGAAUGUAUUCACUUUAGUUUAUUUCAUCCUCUUUGAGGUAUGCAGUUAAAGAUAUAUUUAAUAUUUUAAAGGGACACUUUUUUUUCAAAAAUAUGCUCAUUUUCCAACUCCCCUAUAGUUAAAUAUUUGAUUUUUACCGUUUUGGAAUCCAUUCAGCUGAUCUCUGGGUCCGGCGGUACCACUUUUAGCAUAGCUUAGCAUAAUCCAUUGAAUCUGAUUAGACCAAAAGAGAAAAUAUCGAAAACUCUUUGGUUAUUUUCUAGUGCAAUGCUAAUGGUCUAAUCAGAUUCAAUGAAUUAUGCUAAGCUAUGCUAAAAGUGGUACUGCCAAACCCUGAGAUCAGCCGAAUGGUUUGCAAAACGGUAAAAAAUCAAAUGUUAAACUCUAGGGGAGCUGGAAAAUGAGCCUUUUUAAAAAAAUGGAGUGUCCUUCUAAAACCGACUUAAAAAGUAACAUCUGCCACAUGCUUUUGUUACAGCAAUAUAUUUACUAGGCCAUAAAGAAUUAAGAUAAGGAUGUUUUUUUGUGGCAGUCGUGUGUAUUAUGCUCCUAUAGGUUGGCCUUAUGUGUUUCUGUUGAUAUAUAUGCUAGAUAUUCCAGCAUUAGAAAUUAAUGCAUAUAUGUGGCACCAUCUGCUGGUUUUAUCAAUCAUUUAAGUCUGUUCUCACUAGCAUGCAAAGUUUAAGAUUUACAUACCUUUAGGCAGAUGAUCUCAAGUUUAAACUUGGGAAAACUCAAAGUCUGUAGUUGCUUUUUAUAUAUAUGUUUAUAUCAUCUCUUUGGUUCAUGGGUCUGUUGUCCCUAAGGUCUAUGAUAGCUUUCAGUCAGUAUAACUGACCAAAUAAUGCACCAAUAUCAUUAAUCAUAUGUUGAUACAAUAUUCAAGUGUUUUUUUUUAAAGAAACACUCAACAGUUUAAGGACUGAAAUUGAUUUAAAGUUUCGGUUGAUAUGAUUCUCAGUCUCAAAGAAUGUCAAAGUAUUUCUGUUCUGUACUGAAGCAAUAUUUAAUAACAAAUCUAUUCUUUCUUUUACGGUAAAUUACAUUCAAGCUUUAUGACAUAUCUGACACACUAAGCUUCACAUUAUUUUCACUGACUACAGGGUCACAACCCUGGAAAUUUAAUUCAUCUUGCUGAAAAAAUGUCAUUAUCAAACACAAUUUUGCAUGUAUCAUUUAAAGGGACAUUUUUUGGAAAAUAUGCACAUUUUUCAGCUCCCUAGAGUUAAACAUUUAAUUUUUACAGUUUUGGAAUCCAUUCAGCCGAUCUCCGGGUCUGACACUACCACUUUUAGCAUAGCUUAGCAUAAUCCAUUGAAUCUGAUUAGACCAUUAGCAUUACGCUCAAAAAUAACCAAAUAGUUGAUAUUUUUCCUAUUUAAAACUUACGGAAACUAAAAAUUUUGAUUUUCUAGGCAGAUAUGUCUAGUAACUAUACUCUCAUUCUGGCAUAAUAAUCAAGGACUAUGCUAACGAAACAUGACUGCAGGUGGCGCAAUGAUAUUACGCCAUUCCCGAAAAUAGUCCCCUUGAUUACUUUCAAUAGCAGAGGACAAUUUACGGCAACAAUGUCCUUGAUUAUAAGUCAAGUUUUAAAAAUAUCGAAACUCUUUGGUUGUUUUUGGCGUGUUGCUAAUGGUCUAAUCAGAUUCAAUGGAUUAUGCUAAGCUAUGCUAAAAGUGGUACCGCCAGACCCGGAGAUCAGGUGAAUGGAUUCAAAAACGAUAAAAAUCAAACGUUUAACUCUAGGGAAGCUGGAAAAUGAGCCUAUUUUCAAAAAAAGUUGAAUGUCCCUUUUAAGCGUAUGAUUGGAAGUUUAGUAUUUAUUGUUAAGUGAGGCCUGUUCAUCUCAAUGUAUUUCAACCGGAUAUCGCACAUACGUUUGUGAACUGUACCCUGUCAUGUUUCUUUAUAUUGUGCACUAUGUGUUAGGUUGGGAGUUCUUUUCCCUUUACCUUUUUGUGCCUUUUCUUCAUUCGCUUGCCCAUCCAAGGCUGCUUAUUGGGUCCUCUCUCUCUUUUUCUCAUUUCUUUUUUUCACCUGCUCCUCACUCUAUUCCUCUCUCAUUCUAUAUUGGGUGUGAAAGUGGAUGCUUUUACCCCACCAUUCUCAAACAUGCCUUGAUAUUAUCAGUAUGUGCACUAAAACUCAAGAGGUUAGUCAGUAGGCAUUUUGCAAUAUAUUACUGAUCUUUAGUGGGUUCCGUUUUUAAUUUUUAUUGUUGUUUUUUGCAAAAAAGGUGUGCCAAUACUGUAGCUACUUUACAAACUCGCCCACUUUGUUUGUUAUAAGUUGUUUUUUAAUGGAUUUUUUGUUUAGAACACACAAGCCGAACAAAUGCAGGAAUUCUCAUUUUAAAUCUGUUCAAACAUACCUGUGACUCAUAAUGUUUGGAUUGUUCAAUAAAGUCCACAGUUGUUUAA
Paramisgurnus dabryanus is the source of this 5486-nucleotide messenger RNA. It is a transcript of the gene usp13, whose product is annotated as ubiquitin specific peptidase 13. Gene Ontology annotation, molecular function: zinc ion binding; cysteine-type deubiquitinase activity; protein binding. Lineage: Eukaryota; Metazoa; Chordata; Actinopteri; Cypriniformes; Cobitidae. Gene Ontology annotation, biological process: protein deubiquitination. The record is from RefSeq and is a predicted model, not a curated record.